UAAUUAGGCCCCUAAUAUUAUUUGUAGCCCCACUGAUAAUAAAAAUAGAUGUCAGAACGAGUUUCACGUGAAGUCAGAAGCUUGUUAAUUAUAUUAAUUAAUGAGAAAGUGACAAAUCGAUUAAACAAUAUUGAGAAUAUUAUUAUAUGAAUCAACCUCACAUGAGUUGGAAUCUCACCAAUUUCCCCAAAAUCCUCACUUCUCCAAUGGAAAAUAUACAGCACAGCUUUGUAAAUAUCAGAGGCCUCAAGCUUCAUAUUGCAGAAAUUGGAACAGGCCCUGCAGUGGUAUUUCUGCAUGGUUUUCCAGAGAUUUGGUAUUCAUGGAGGCAUCAGAUGACGGCCGUUGCCGACGCCGGAUUCCGGGCGAUAGCGCCGGAUUUUCGGGGCUACGGCCUGUCUCAACAGCCGCCCGAACCAACGAAAACAACUUUUAAGGAUAUGGUGGACGAUCUGGUGGCGAUGCUCGACCUUCUCGGGAUUCCCAAGGUUAUACUUGUGGGGAAAGAUUUUGGAGCAAAGGUAGUUUACCAUUUUGCCCUCGUCCACCCUAAAAGAGUGAGUGCAGUUGCUACACUAGGUGUGCCCUUUGUUGUCCCUACAGACCCUGAGACAUUCAAAGCAUCUCUCCCUAAAGGAUUUUAUGUUUUGAGAUUCCGGGAAGAAGGGAGAGCUGAGAAAGAUUUCGGGCGAUUCGACGCGAAAACUGUGUUCAAGAAGAUCUACAUCAUGUUCACUGCAAGUGAGCUCCAGGUGGCCUCAGAGGAUCAAGAAAUCAUGGAUUUGGUAGACGAGUCUGCCCCGUUGCCCGCCUGGUUCACCGAGGAAGAUCUCCGAGUCUACGGAGAGCUGUACGAGAAAUCCGGUUACCAGACAGCACUCCAGGUUCCCUACAGGGCGUGGCUGGAAGGGUAUGGAGUUGAUGAGCUGAGAGUUGAAGCCCCAGGGCUGUUGAUCAUGGGAGAGGAGGACUAUGCCUUGAAAUUUGCAGGAUUUGAUCAUUACAUCAAAAGUGGAAUGGUGAAGAAGCAUGUUCCUGAUUUGGAGGUCAUUUUCGUACCUCAUGGAACACAUUUUGUUCAAGAACAGUUUCCUGAUCAAGUCAACAACAUCCUAAUCAAAUUCCUCAACAAGCAUGCAUCAAGCAACUAGAAAAAGAAAAAGAAAAAAAAGUGUUUUCAAUGUUUGAAAGAUCAUAUCCUUGCAAGAUAUGUGCAAUGAAUUCAUGUUUCUGUUUGGUUAAUGCCUUCCUUCAUUAAUAAAUUAUCAGUGAUGUGCUACAAUUAUUUCUGUUUCGAGUAGUUGAAAUCGUGUUUUGUGUCUA
This is a messenger RNA of Salvia miltiorrhiza (redroot sage), 1323 nucleotides long. RefSeq lists its product as uncharacterized. The transcript has 5 exons. NCBI's taxonomy places the organism in Eukaryota, Viridiplantae, Streptophyta, Magnoliopsida, Lamiales, Lamiaceae. The record is from RefSeq and is a predicted model, not a curated record. Bases 147 to 1151 code for a protein of 334 amino acids. Gene Ontology annotation, molecular function: hydrolase activity.